UAUCCAUGUUAUUCUUAUUCUUAUUUAAUUUCCAUUAUGCAGGCCGUGACGAUUCAUGAGCGAUGCAAAGUUUUCAAGGGUGAAAGCACCGAUUCAUCUAAAUUGCUGUUUUCUGUGAGAAAAACCAAUAAAUCGAUUCCACCUGGGAUUGCUAAAUUGAAUGUGUUCCUCGCAAACAAUCAAGACAAAAAAGAAAGCGACUUUAGAGUCAUCAUUUAUGGAAGUAAAAAUUCUUGCACAGUUUAUGCCGGUGAAUCUCCUACCAUUGUAGCCAAAGUUGAGAAUAAUGGUGGCUUCAAAGUCUCGGUCUGUACCAACGUGGACUACGCAUUCAUAGUAGCACUACUUAUGAUUGUUAAGGAUAUGAAAUGCUCUAAUGGGUCCACAGAUAGUACACAAAACACUAGUACUGCCAUGAAAUUGAUUUCAGCAUCCUUGUCGCUCGGAAGCCAGUAAAUGAA
Vigna umbellata (rice bean) is the source of this 461-nucleotide messenger RNA. Lineage: Eukaryota; Viridiplantae; Streptophyta; Magnoliopsida; Fabales; Fabaceae. The record is from RefSeq and is a predicted model, not a curated record.